Lipotes vexillifer (Yangtze River dolphin) is the source of this 1482-nucleotide messenger RNA. RefSeq names its product protein kinase C epsilon (gene PRKCE). Gene Ontology annotation, molecular function: diacylglycerol-dependent serine/threonine kinase activity; ATP binding. The record is from RefSeq and is a predicted model, not a curated record. Gene Ontology annotation, biological process: protein phosphorylation. Lineage: Eukaryota; Metazoa; Chordata; Mammalia; Artiodactyla; Lipotidae. The transcript is spliced from 10 exons. The annotation marks the transcript as partial.
UUCGGGAUCCACAACUACAAGGUUCCCACCUUCUGCGACCACUGCGGCUCCUUGCUCUGGGGCCUCUUGCGGCAGGGUUUGCAGUGCAAAGUCUGCAAGAUGAACGUUCACCGGCGCUGCGAGACCAACGUGGCUCCCAACUGUGGCGUGGACGCCAGGGGCAUUGCCAAAGUGCUGGCUGACCUGGGCGUCACUCCAGACAAAAUCACCAACAGUGGCCAGAGGAGGAAAAAGCUCAUUGCUGGUGCUGAGUCCCCGCAGCCUGCCUCUGGAAGCUCACCGUCUGAGGAAGAUCGAUCGAGGUCGGCCCCCACCUCCCCUUGUGACCAAGAAAUAAAAGAACUUGAAAACAACAUCCGGAAGGCCUUGUCAUUUGACAACCGAGGGGAGGAGCACAGGGCAGCAGCAUCCACCGACGGCCAGCUGGCGAGCCCGGGCGAGAAUGGUGAAGUCCGGCAAGGCCAGGCCAAGCGCUUGGGCCUGGAUGAGUUCACCUUCAUCAAGGUGUUGGGCAAAGGCAGCUUCGGCAAGGUCAUGUUGGCGGAGCGCAAAGGCAAAGAUGAAGUGUAUGCUGUGAAGGUCCUAAAGAAGGAUGUCAUCCUUCAGGACGAUGACGUAGACUGCACGAUGACAGAGAAGAGGAUUCUGGCUCUGGCGCGGAAACACCCGUACCUAACCCAGCUCUACUGCUGCUUCCAGACCAAGGACCGCCUCUUUUUCGUCAUGGAGUAUGUAAACGGUGGAGACCUCAUGUUCCAGAUUCAGCGGUCCCGAAAAUUCGACGAGCCUCGUUCCCGGUUCUACGCUGCGGAGGUUACGUCAGCCCUCAUGUUCCUCCACCAACAUGGAGUCAUCUACAGGGAUUUGAAACUGGACAACAUCCUUCUGGAUGCAGAAGGUCAUUGCAAGCUGGCUGACUUCGGAAUGUGCAAGGAAGGGAUUCUGAACGGUGUGACGACCACCACGUUCUGCGGGACUCCUGACUACAUCGCUCCCGAGAUCCUGCAGGAGUUGGAGUAUGGCCCCUCGGUGGACUGGUGGGCCCUAGGGGUGCUGAUGUACGAGAUGAUGGCUGGUCAGCCCCCCUUCGAGGCCGACAACGAGGAUGAUCUGUUUGAGUCCAUCCUCCAUGACGACGUGCUCUACCCGGUCUGGCUCAGCAAGGAGGCCGUCAGCAUCCUGAAAGCUUUCAUGACCAAGAACCCUCACAAGCGCCUGGGCUGUGUGGCGGCACAGAACGGCGAGGAUGCCAUCAAGCAGCACCCGUUCUUCAAGGAGAUCGACUGGCUGCUCCUGGAGCAAAAGAAGGUCAAGCCGCCCUUCAAACCUCGAAUUAAAACCAAAAGAGACGUCAAUAAUUUUGACCAAGACUUUACCCGGGAAGAGCCGGUACUCACGCUCGUGGACGAAGCGAUUGUGAAGCAGAUCAACCAGGAGGAAUUCAAAGGCUUCUCCUACUUUGGUGAAGACCUGAUGCCCUGA